CCAAAUUCCUUCCAUUUCUAGCCUGCCUAACUUGGAAACAAAGUACAAAUUUUGUGAUGAAGAAAUAGUGAGAUGUCAGGACCACAGUGCUUUAACAAUCCACCAACCCUCAGCUCAACAACUGGAUCUGGGAGCCUACAAGAGAUUGCAGGCAUUAAGACUUAUGUUUCUGGUUCACAAGAUUCCAAGCUUGCCAUCCUUAUGAUUUCUGAUGCCUUUGGUUAUGAAGCACCAAACUUGAGGAAGCUCGCGGACAAGGUUGCCGGCGCCGGAUUCUUGGUGGUGGUUCCCGAUCUGUUUUACGGCGAUCCGUUUGACCACCAAAAAUAUGCCACCGCAGUUCAGUCGUGGCUGGCGGCUCAUCCACCGAGCAGAGGAUGCGAUGAUGCGAGAACAUUAGUUGAAACCUUGAAGAACAUGGGAGUUUCCUCCGUAGGGGCCACUGGAUUUUGUUGGGGAGGGAUGGUGGUUGCAAAAUUGGCUAAAUCAGAUUGCAUUGGAGCUGCAGUUAUCUUGCAUCCCGGUAAAAUUUCAGUAGAGGAGAUUGAAGAGGUGAAGGUUCCAACGGCCAUACUUGGUGCAGAGUUUGAUCAUAUAUGCCCGGUAGAGCUGAUUAAACAACUGGGCGAUGCUUUAUCUGCAAAGCCUGAGAUUGAUAGCUUCGUGAAGGUAUUCCCUGGAGUAAAACAUGGAUGGACAUUGCGAUACGACGACAAGGAUGAAGAAGCUAUCAAAGUUGCAGAAGAGGCUCACUCGGAUAUGCUCAACUGGCUAACCAACUACAUCAAGUGACAAACUUACAAUCGUUAUAUCAUGGAUUAUGAUCCAUUUUACAAGGUAGAUCACUAAAAUAAAGUUUAUUUUUAGUAUAUUAAAUAUUUAAGGAUUUGA
This is a messenger RNA of Ipomoea nil (Japanese morning glory), 891 nucleotides long. Its product is annotated as endo-1,3;1,4-beta-D-glucanase-like. NCBI's taxonomy places the organism in Eukaryota, Viridiplantae, Streptophyta, Magnoliopsida, Solanales, Convolvulaceae. The record is from RefSeq and is a predicted model, not a curated record. The transcript has 7 exons. Gene Ontology annotation, molecular function: hydrolase activity. The coding region runs from base 73 to 792 and encodes 239 amino acids.